ACUAUGUACAAUUCAAUUUUCUUUUUUACGUAAUUUUUUUUUGUGUGUCAUUUUAAUGUUUUACAAACAUGGAGGAAAGUCCCGCCAUGUGCUCGUCGCAGACUACGGCGCACUUUUUUGUGCAAGAUUAAUAUAUGGCAGGUGAUACUUGGUGAUACUUGGUUCUUUUAUUCACCCCCUGCUCUCCUUGUGACUUGGGGGUCAGUCAGAUGGUUCCCCCCCUCCUCGGGCACAGCGCCAUCUUGUGAGGGUAAUGAGCUACAGGUGGCUUAGCGAGCAGCAGGCGGAGGGGGGAUGGGGGAGGUAUUCGCUGACAUCACAUGGAGGAGAACUUCCAGGGAACUUGUGUGUGUGGGCCAGAAGAGGGAGGAGACGUGUGGAAGGAUAAAGGAGGGAGGUGCAGCUGCAGCCUCACAACAAGGGAACAGACACUUGUGGAGCCUGCAGCUGGGAUGGAGGUCAUCACAGCAGAACAUCUGGCUGGAAUUCUGAGCCUCUCGCAAGAGCAAGAUGGGAAGGAGGCCAAGCGGCAGGCGCUACUACUGGUCUCCAUGGCAAAGACUCAGGCUGGCAGACUGGUGGAGGACUAUCUCAGUCACCAGGGGCCUCCAUUCUCAGACAAUGGAGCUGCCCUUCCACAAGUGAAGAUAGACGGUAUACCGACCCUGGCUAACAACGACCUCCCAUCAUCUCCUUGGAAGCGUCUGGAUGAUGGCCUUCAGGCCUUCUCGUCUCUGAGUGAAUGGUUGGCUCUAGUCCAUCUCUGGCAGAAUGAUCUCAACCAUAAAGCUUGGGAGCUUCUUCGCCUACUGGAAAUCGCUGAGAAUAAUUCCAGAGCCAUCAGCUCCAACCUGGCCACACUCCUGGGUAGGGGAGAUAUCUCUGCUCCUUCUAUUACAAGUCCUUCCACCACCAUGAAGAAGAAGGUGGCUGGGUACCUGGUGUGUAAGAGUUAUUAUGAGUGGCUCAGCCUAACCGAAAGGGACCUGCUGAUCCUUGUCGUAGAGAGCUCCGUGUAGUACUCCUCAGAGGCCUACUCAGAUGACAUCAUCCUCAACCAACCCUUCUUAAGACAAUUCUACUUAGACAUGCCUACCUCGGUGAGGACACGACUUACAUAUUUUGCUUCCUUUUGUGCUGGGGCUUCAGAUGUUGACUGGCCAAUCGAGCAGUUAGACCAUUUCUAUGCUAUGAAGAAGCCAAGGUCCAGGGGUGGAGGGGCCAAUGGUGAGGAUCUCUUCCCAUUCCAAUGACUGACUGCUGAAAUCACUGUGGUAGUACCAUGAUUUAUAUAAGGUACCACUGGCCCCAGGUUACCAGUACAACACACAUGAGAGGAUGAAGUCUACUGACCCUGACCCCCCCCCCCCCCCCCCCCCCCCAAGAGGAAAGUUGUCAAAUUCCAACACCUUGCAAUGACCAUCUUUUUGGAAGAGCGUCUUAUCUAACCCUGGAGCAUCUUCAGCAGUUGUUCCUCUUGUAGCAGAAAGUUCUAAGGUUUAGAUCCUGUAUUGGAUCUCCUUUAUGAUUCUUCUUCUAUAUAAACUUCCAGAACUGUAGUUCAACUCCCAAAUCGGGUAAAUUUGGGUUCUAAAAAGUCUUUGGUCCAAAUGGGCAAGUCACAAUGAAAUGGAUAUUGUGUAGACUCCUGCAAUUCUCAUCAUUUGUACAGAUCUGCAUGGCUCACAAUUGGGUCACUAGCCCCAUAUAGCUAGGAGUGACUGCUGUUUCUGGUUUUUGCAACUAGGAACAAUGGAGGGUACAUGAAACUCUACACUAAACCUGGACCAGGUGACUUGUAUCUGACCAUCUGUGAGGACUUAACCCUGGAUUGAGACUUUAUUUGUUGUUCUUGGCAUUGGUGGUUCUUGGCUUGGUCAUCACUAAUCUUCCCGCAACUCUAGGGACUGUGCGACUGAUAGAGCUGAGCCCGUACCUAUCUGCAAUAACCAGGCUGUUUAGAUACUAAUAAUUUAUAAUAUUUUUACAUCUGCUGUAACUUAGAAGGUUUUAUAUUGUUUAAUAGACUUUUUUAUAAAAUUUUUAAAAUCUUAUGUGUGGUGCCCUUUUGUUGAAAGCAUCUUAAAGCCAUAGUCCUAUAAAUCCUGAUCUAUUCGAAAGCAGAGUCAAAGUCUUUAUAUAUUUGAA
Molecule: messenger RNA, 2148 nt
Organism: Hyla sarda
Lineage: Eukaryota; Metazoa; Chordata; Amphibia; Anura; Hylidae
Product: cardiotrophin-2-like
Exons: 3
Coding region: 321-1019 (232 amino acids)
Source: RefSeq, a predicted model, not a curated record